AUGUCUACUGGGGACCAUGUCGCCAUGACCAUGCUGGCCAUGGCAGAAACUCUUCGACAGCUCCAGCCGCCGAAAGUAAAGAUGGCUAUCAAAUGUACGAAGGGAGCCCUCACAUUGACGCUAUCUCCCGAGAUGACCGCACAUGUGAGAUUUCAACUGGGAAAGUUGUAUUUCUUUUACACAGAGAAUCUCGACUUGGCUCUACAGAGUCUUGAAUCGGCAUAUGAAAUGAUGACAAGAAUGGGCGAUUACUUCAUACAGCCUCGACUUGAAGCACUGACACUCAUUUGUGAAGCGUUAAUUCAUGGGCCUCCAAGUGCUGCUUCCAGUACUCGUAUGCUGACAUUAAUACGAUCAGAGCUUGCAAAUGCAAAAGCUUUUCCAACGAUCUACGCCAAGUUGUUCUUCUACUACAUAGAGGUGAACACGAUUGAAGGACGCGCUGAUGAUGCACUUGAAGCAUGUCAAGUGGCAAUUCAACAGUUCCUGGAUGAUCCAGUUGUCAACCUGUAUUUCCGACUCACAAAGAAUAUGGUGUCCGCGCGUGUAGCAGGUACGGUAUGUGAUGAUUCGGAGACUAUGAUUAUUGGACAGCUAAUCAAUAGACUCGACCAGUCAUCACCAGCAACGGCAAAUUUGAAGCUUUUCUACAUCUGCACCCUGCUAGCAUUUAUGUUAUCAGAUGGCAAGGUUCGUUGA
Molecule: messenger RNA, 699 nt
Organism: Cooperia oncophora
Lineage: Eukaryota; Metazoa; Nematoda; Chromadorea; Rhabditida; Trichostrongylidae
Source: the annotation of a GenBank genome assembly